AUGGCCGGGAAAAAUACACUCGUCAUUGUCUUUACAGUUCUUCUCAACAUUUUCACUACCACUGCCAUCCCCAUCCCCGGCCCCGUCCCCGUCCCCAUCCCCGUCGGCAGCCGCGUCCCCGAUAACAUUCCACCCAUACCGGCAGAGAAGGCCCAAGUAGAGAGUUGGUUUCAGACCAAUGUGAAACCGUAUAAGGAGCGGAUGACCGGUUUGGACCCUGCCCUUGUGAAGGCAGAAAACAAUCCCAAAUUGAUAAAGGUGGGUAAAGGUGGGGAAUUCAAGUCGGUGAUGGAUGCAAUUAAGAGAAUCCCAGAUGGGAAUACUCAACGAGUGGUCAUCUCAAUUGCACCCGGAAUCUAUAACGAGAAAAUCAUCAUUGAUAAAAAGAAGCCGUUUGUCACUUUGUUAGCUAGUGAUCCAAAGAAUAUGCCAACUUUGGUUUUUGGUGAUACAGGAAAAGCGAAAGGAACUAUGACGAGUGCUAGUGUGAUAGUUGAGUCUGAUUACUUCCGUGCUAUGGAUAUAAAUUUUCAGAAUUCGGGACCAAGGCCGAGUCCCGGACAGCAGGCACAGGCCUUGGCAUUGAGAAUCUCCGGCGACAAGGCCUCAUUCUAUAACUGCAGAUUCCUUGGAUAUCAAGACACCCUUUGUGAUGACAAAGGCAGGCAUUUCUUUAAGAACUGCUACAUUGAAGGCAUUUGUGAUUUCAUCUUUGGCACAGGAAAAUCUCUAUAUGUGAACACACAAAUACAUGUGAUACCCUACCCUCAGGCAUUUAUCACGGCACAUGGAAGACAGAGUGCUACGGAAGAUACUGGUUUCUCAUUUGUUCAUUGCAGAAUUACUGGCACAGGCAGAACCGCUGACUUAGGCAGAGCUUGGAAGCCUUUCGCCAAGGUAGCUUUUGCUUAUACUGAAAUGAGCGAUGCGAUCAGGCCUGUCGGAUGGAAUAACAAAAAUGAAAGCUAUAUUGUUAGUGGGUAA
Molecule: messenger RNA, 984 nt
Organism: Cornus florida
Lineage: Eukaryota; Viridiplantae; Streptophyta; Magnoliopsida; Cornales; Cornaceae
Product: pectinesterase 2-like
Exons: 4
Coding region: 1-984 (327 amino acids)
Biological process (GO): cell wall modification
Molecular function (GO): pectinesterase activity
Source: RefSeq, a predicted model, not a curated record